CGCUGCACUGUAUACAAUCCCCUCCGCUGCGUUACUGGGUCAGUCUGUUCCCCGUGCCUCUCCCUAGUAGUCUAGAGGGAUGCAAACAGGUCAAGCUAAAGACUGGUUCGGGAAGCUGGGCGUUACAGCCGGUGGGAUAACGCGAAGAGCAGGACAAGCCCCUGCUUCUGUGUGCAAGGAAGGAGAUGAAGAGCGAUCGUUAAUAAUGACCCCCCCCUCCCCACCACACACGCCCACAGCUCUCACCAAGGGGCAGCGCGCUGCCAAAACCCCUUUCCCAGCUGGCAGAGCUGAUCAGCCCGCAGCAAGGGAGCGUGCGUGGGCGGCUGUGUGGGCAGCUGCCAGCGCGGAGCUGUGUGCGCUCCCAUGCCCAGGCGGGAGGGAGAGAGCCGCGGCCGCCGGAGGGGCGGAGAGAGCGGGCGCGAAGGCGGCGCUGCUGCUAGGAGGGGGUUUGACAUCAGUUCCCCUGUAGGAGUUUCAGUAAAUGCCACAAGCCGAAGGCGCGGAGCCCUGGGCGGCGGAGGAGGCUGCAGCUGCCCCCGGUGGGAGCCGACCCGCCUGCCAGGGGUGAGGCCGCCCCCGCCCCCCAUCGCGGACACCGCGCGGAGCAGAGCCUGGGCGCCCCGGGCGCAGGCAGCCCACCUCCCUGCCGUGCAUGCGGCUCUGGAUCUCCUUCCCCUGGGUGCCGGGCUGAGGCGGGCGGGGGCCCCCCGACCUCCCAGGCGAGCGACCAGUCCCCGCGGGGGGUCCCCUUGCGCCCGCUCCGGCCGGAGGCGGGGCGGCCCCCUUGGCCGGCCGGGGGGGCAGGAUGAGCGGCGGCCGCAGCGGCCGGGCGGCGGUGAAGAUGGAGGCCCCGUUCUACCCCGAGGAGGGGCUGGAGCUGCUGCCCGACUUCGUGCCGCUCCCCGGCUUCGGCAGCGGCCCCGGCGCAGGGGUGGAGGCGGCGGGGCACAAGCUGCUGCUCGGGGCCGGUAAGAAGCGGGAGAUGGCGGCGGGGGCGGCCGCCUCCCCCUCGGCGCUGCCGGGGUCCUACACACUGCGGCCGCCCGGCGGCACCCGGAGCGGCGCGGCGCUCAGGCUCAUCCCCGCCGCGGCGCCCCCGGGCUCGGCAGCGGGGGGAGGAGCCGGCGGCAGGGGCGGCCCGGAGGCGGCUCUGUUGGCGGCCGGGUCCCCUGCGGAGCUGCCGCUGCUGAAGCUGCCGCCCGCGGCGGACCUGGAGCAGCUGCUGAUCCAAGGCAGCCCCGGCCUGGGCCCCGCCAGCCCCUGCCCCGCCGCCGCCCCGCCCCCCGCGGCCGGGCCCUUCCUCUACCGCCAGCAGGUGACGCAGGAGCAGGAGGGAUUCGCCGACGGCUUCGUCAAGGCCCUGGCCGACCUGCACAAGCAGAACCAGCUGCUGGGGGCGCCGCUCUCCCCGGGGCCCUGCCGGCCCGCCGCCGACCCGCCCGCCGUCUACACCACCCUCGGCAGCUUCAACCCGGCCGGGCCGCUCAGCCCCGCGGGCGGCGCCUACUCCGCCGCCCCGCCGGGCCUGCCCUUCCCCGCCCCCGCCCCGCCGGGGCUGGGCAGCGGCCGCCUCCCCGCUCCCGGCGCCGCCAGGGCCCUGGAGGAGCCGCAGACUGUGCCCGAGGCGCCUCCGCCGGGCGAGGCGGGCAGCAGCGCCCCGACGCCGCCCUCGCUGUCGCCGCUGGACGCGGAGAGCCAGGAGCGGCUGAAGGCCGAGCGGAAGCGGCUGCGGAACCGCAUCGCGGCCUCCAAGUGCCGGCGGCGGAAGCUGGAGCGGAUCGCGCGGCUGGAGGAGAAGGUGAAGGCGCUGAAGGGGCAGAACGCCGAGCUGGCCGCCACCGCCAGCCUCCUGCGGGCCCAGGUCACCCAGCUGCAGGGCCGCGUCCGCAGCCACCUCUCCAGCGGCUGCCACAUCAGCGCCGCGGGCGCGCCCGCCCCGCCGCCGCCAGAGGGCGCCGCCGAGCCCGCCGCGCCGGAGACCAGCGCCUGCUGAAGCCGCGGCCGGAGCGGGACAGAGACUGCCCGGGAGAGGGGCCCAGCCGAGACCGAGGGGGCCCGGGCCCAGCCCCGCGCCUCAGAAACGUGCACUCGUCGCUGCCCGGAGACUGAAAGCGGAGCCGGGGACGGGAGCGGCCCCGAAAACACGUGCGAGUCUCGCGUGCCCCCCUGCCGGGGAGGAGCCAGAGGCCACCGGCCCCAGGCGCUGCCGCGGCGGCGAACGAAAGAUCGUCGAGUUUCCAGAGUCGUCUUCAAAUAUUCCGGAGUCGGUUGGGGAUUUGAUUGUGGGGGUAGCACUAGAACAUUGCAGGGAAAAAAAUAGGGAUUCAAAGGUUAGGGAUUAUUGACCAAUAGAGAAUUUUAAGUACCUAGAUUGAAGGUCCGUCUUUAUUUAUUGAUGCCUGGAAAGGAAGCAAAGUACAGAAGUCGGGUAGUAAAUGUCUUGUAAGGUAUAUUUAUGUUGCACUGAGUACAAAAGAUUUCUAUAUUGGGUAUUUAACUUUUAAAGCUGACUUCAAGAGAAAUUCCUACACUUCAAAGUGAAGAGUGGGCGUUGUUUUUCAAAGUUCCAGUGAAGAACUUGAGAGAUCUGUAAAGAGUUCAGAACUAAAAUUACCCGUUUACAGAAAGUCAACUUUAUUUCCCUGCAAAAGGCGUAAUUCCCAAUACACCUUAAUAUAGUGUGUAGUGAUGGUUCAAUAUGUUUAUUCAGAGCUUGAAAAGAAGCUAAAAUUAUACAUUUUUUUAAAAAAAUGUGUGUGUAUAUAAAACAAAAUGUGGCUAUGGUAUUUCUUGGUAUUGAGAGGAAUUUUUUAAAAAAAGAUUGUUUUGCUGCAGAGUAGCUUUUAAUUUGCAGCUGGCAGUUAAGACAUGCAAGUAAAGCACUUGAAUGGGUCUGGUUUUAAAAUCUAGCCUUAGUUGAUAGAGAUUCUGCCAGGUAACAGGUUAGAAUGAACCAUAUUUAAUUACAGAUUCAACUGUAAGAAAAUACUCUUAUAGAUCAUAAGCUCCAUAUUAUUUCUUGUGCUAGUGCAAACUUGGAGCAUUGGUAUAUAUAUUUAUUUAUUGAAACUUUGAAACUUUUUGGAUGUCACCUAAACUUUAUUUUUAUAGCAAACGCAUACUAGUGGAAGAAAUUAAUUUGGCAGAAGAGUGUCAUUUAUGCCUUUUCUUUCACUGUGCACAUUCCAGUUCUGCUUGCUGUUUAUGGGGUAUAGUAGCAAUUCAAUGCUACCCAGAAAAGGGCUCAGAUUGUUUUUUAGCUCUAACAGUUAUUAUGGUAACUCCAUUGUAUUAUGUUUGAAUAAAUCAUAAAAACAUAAUGGAGAACUAGAUUUAUUUUUUCAGAAGAAAUAUGUAAAUAAUAUUUUCUUGUUCUAUUUUAUUCUAAAGACAUUUUUCUAGUUGUUUAGGGAGAGGAAGAGUCAAAAGUCAGAAUGUGAGAUGAGUUUCUGGGUGGAAGAGUCUGUUGUGAUUUAUUUAUUUUUGCCGAGAUUUUACUAAUAGGGGAUAGGAAAGGAAUGGUUUUCUCUGCUUAGACUUAAUCCUUGCUUUUUGGGAUUCUCUGGAUAAAUAGCAAAGACCAUGUUAUGGGCAGAUUUUGCUUUUUUACUACCCUUUGAUAUGCAUGUUUUGAGCACUUCUGCAAAUCAAGGUUUAUUCAGUCUUGUGGCUUGGUACAAUUACAUUUUCACUUUCAGCAUGAACUCUAAAGGUUCACUCAACAAGAAACCCUGUCUUUGCUUAGGCCCUGAUCCUGGAUCUGCCCAUACUCCAAACUGCUGAAGUCAGUGGAGCUCAGCAUGAGCAGAUCCAGUUGCAGGAUGGGGCCCAGCAUAGUCUUUGAAAAUAUCUUAAUUGAUAUAGUUUGUUUUAUAAGCAUGAUCAAUUAAACGAAUUCCGUAACUGUUUUAUAUCAUCCAUGUCCUCUUCUGAAAGCGACUUCAGCUAUGCUUUCAAAUGCAUGAAGGGGAAUUGAUAUGCAUACAAUGUUUUUUACUUGUGAGCGGGUUAAUUUAAAAUAGCAUAGCUGUAAAUGUAAACUGUGUGAGGCUUCACCUUGUCAGGCCUGGGACACACACUUAGCACAGAUGAUUUCAAUGAGUAGUGGAGAUGCAAACCACGUUAAUCAUUUAAAAACUGAGUAAAGUUGUAGCAUAGCCAGAGCCAAAAUGAAUGAUUUCAACGAUAGCCUAAAACUCCCUUCUUCUGUCCUAAGAAUUGUGUAUUAGAAAUACUAGCGAACAAAUG
Molecule: messenger RNA, 4251 nt
Organism: Mauremys mutica (yellowpond turtle)
Lineage: Eukaryota; Metazoa; Chordata; Testudines; Geoemydidae
Product: transcription factor jun-D-like
Exons: 1
Coding region: 809-1996 (395 amino acids)
Biological process (GO): regulation of cell population proliferation; regulation of cell cycle; regulation of transcription by RNA polymerase II
Cellular component (GO): transcription regulator complex
Molecular function (GO): transcription factor binding; RNA polymerase II cis-regulatory region sequence-specific DNA binding; DNA-binding transcription factor activity, RNA polymerase II-specific
Source: RefSeq, a predicted model, not a curated record